Lathyrus oleraceus (garden pea) is the source of this 756-nucleotide messenger RNA. RefSeq lists its product as uncharacterized. NCBI's taxonomy places the organism in Eukaryota, Viridiplantae, Streptophyta, Magnoliopsida, Fabales, Fabaceae. The record is from RefSeq and is a predicted model, not a curated record. The transcript has a single exon. Bases 1 to 756 code for a protein of 251 amino acids.
AUGGUCAUAUACCUCAUAGAUGAGGGGGAAAUUGCAAAUAAUGAGAGUAUUAGGAUAAAAUAUUUCCCAAGUUCUCUUAUGAAGAACGCCUUUACGUGGUUCACCACAUUACCAGCGAAUUCCAUUGACACUUGGACUCGUUUGGAAAGACUGUUCCAUAAGCAAGUUUACAUAGGGAAGUCGAAGAUAAGUCUGAAAGAGUUGGAUAGUAUCAAACAAAAGUUUACUGAAUCAAUAGAUGAUUACCUGAACAGGUUUCGUCUGCUUAAGGCAAGAUGUUUUACGCAAGUGCCUGAGCAUGAAUUGGUCGAAAUGACCGUUGGUGGCCUCGACUAUUCUAUUAGGAAAAAGUUGGAUACACAACACCUGAGAGAUAUGGCCCAGUUGGCUGAUAGAGUUCAGCAGGUAAAGCGUUUGAAGGCUGAGAAAGCCAAAGCAAACAAAAACAAUAGGAAGGAUAGAAUAACAUAUGUCGAAUUAGGCAACGACGAACUUGAAAUGUUUGGGGAACAUGUAGAUUUUGACGAAAGUGAGAUCAAUCUUGCUGAACUAAAGCAAGGACCACCAUAUUCCUGCAAAGUCCUGACUCCCUCGAGCGGAAAAAAUCCAGUCGAACCAGAUAAGGAUACUAGGUUCCCUAAGAAGACUUAUACCUUCGACAUCACUAAAUGUGAUAAAAUCUUCGAUUUACUUGUUAAAGAUGGUCAAAUGAUAGUGCCUCCUGGCGCUAAAAUUCCCCCUCUAGAACAAAUAUAA